Molecule: messenger RNA, 3226 nt
Organism: Thamnophis elegans (Western terrestrial garter snake)
Lineage: Eukaryota; Metazoa; Chordata; Lepidosauria; Squamata; Natricidae
Gene: TJP3
Product: tight junction protein 3
Exons: 20
Coding region: 230-3112 (960 amino acids)
Biological process (GO): establishment of endothelial intestinal barrier; cell-cell adhesion; protein localization to cell-cell junction
Cellular component (GO): plasma membrane; bicellular tight junction
Molecular function (GO): cell adhesion molecule binding
Source: RefSeq, a predicted model, not a curated record
CGGAGCUUGGGAACUCAAGGAAAGGGGCGGAGGGGAAUGCAGGGGGCGGCUCUGCUUCCUCUGCCAGCCUGUUUUUCUGGGGAAAAGCUCAUCUGGAGCAGGUAGAACAAAGUCUUCCCAGGAUGGGGAUGGGUUCCGGUACUCCGUGAGCCCCCUCCCUCCUUAAAACUUCUUGGAACCAGCCUGUUUUGAGGAAGAUGGUGACCAGGUCAGGGGGCAACUGAGCAACAUGGCUGUGCGGUUUGAGGUUGCAGAGAUGGAGGAAAUGACCAUCUGGGAGCAAUAUACCAUUACAUUGAAUCGGGAUCCCCGGAAGGGUUUUGGCAUUGCCAUUUCAGGUGGCCGCGAUCGUCCAAACAGUUCCGAUGGUGACACUUCUAUUGUCAUAUCAGAUGUGGUGCCUGGAGGCCCGGCUGUUGGACGACUCCAGACCCGUGACAAGAUUGCCAUGGUCAAUGGCCUCUCCAUGGAGAACGUAUCUUCGUCUUUCGCCAUCUCCACUCUGAAAACCUGUGGCAAGUUGGCUAAUAUUACGGUAAAAAGACCCAGAAAAAUCCAUCUGCCAGUUGCCAAAUCCAGCCAGCCGAAAAGCCAGCCUCCCUUGACUUCUACUAAACAUGUGACGGAUGGGAGAAACGAUGACUCGGAUGAGGAUUAUGGGUACCAAGGCGGUGAGUCAGCCCCCUCAGGCAGAACCCCAGGGCAGAGCCGGCAGCAGACAGAAGCAGAACAUAACCGCGGUUACGAUGGAGACUCGUCCAGCGAGAGAAGUUCGGGACAUUAUCGUGAGGAGGACGAUGAUAGCGCCCACAGGCACCCCCUCAGGAGCCGGAGGCGGAGCCAAGAGGGGGGAUACCGGAGGCGGAGCCAAGACAGCGGGUCUGAUAGGGCCCUACUGGCCAAUGGGCACCAUCACAAAGGAAGCACCAGCGGGCUUGUCCUGAUGUCCGGGUUUAAGAGACUGCCGAGGCAGGAUGUGCCGAUGAAACCCGUCCGCUCGGUUUUGGUGAAACGGAAGGAGAGUGAAGAAUAUGGACUGAAGCUGGGUAGCCAGAUUUUCAUCAAGCACAUCACCGAGACAGGAUUGGCAGCCAAGGAUAACUCCCUGCAGGAAGGGGACCUUAUCCUCAAGAUCAAUGGCGUUAUCAGCGAGAACAUGUCCUUGGAAGAGACAAAGCAGCUGAUCGAGCAGUCCGAGGGAAAACUGACCUUACUCGUUUUGCGUGAUAACAGCCAGUUCUUGGUCAACAUCCCUCAAGUGAGAGACAGCGAUACGGAAAGUUCCCAUCUGGACGAUAUAUCUGAUCUUGGUUCAGACAUCUCGCCUCCCCCUCCUGUGGGAAGUACACCACAUUCUCCUCAGUCUCCAGCAAGGGAGUCUCUCCGAUCAAACAGGGAUUACAGCACACAAGAGACAGCAACGGAAGAGUUGACUUCACCAUCAGUUCUUAGUCCUGAGGAAUCCGCCACCAAUGAAUACAAUGCCCGAGGGAAUAAUUCCACUACACAAAAUGCGGGGAUUUCAGGGUACAGCCCCGAUUUGAAGGUGGUGAGUUUUGUCAAAGCCAAGAGCAUCGGGCUCCGUCUUACCGGCGGGAACGACGUUGGGAUAUUUGUGUCUGGCGUGCAGGAGGGCAGCCCGGCUGAGAUGCAAGGCAUCCAGGAAGGUGACCAGAUCCUUCAGGUGAAUGAGAAGCCCUUCCAGAACUUGACUCGCGAGGACGCUGUGCAGUACUUGAUGGAGUUGCUCCCAGGGGAAGAAGUGACGUUCCACGUUCAGAACAAACAGGACAUUUACAAGAAGAUGGUCAGAUCCAACCUGGGAGAUUCGUUCUACAUCCGCACCCACUUUGACUUUGAGAAAGACACGCCUUCCGCCCUGAGUUUUACACGAGGAGAAGUCUUCCACGUGGUGGACACGAUGUAUCGGGGCAAAUUAGGAAGCUGGCUGGCUCUACGGAUGGGAAAGGAUCUUCAAGAGCUGGACAAGGGCAUUAUCCCAAACCAGAGCAGGGCAGAACAGUUCGCCAGUUUGGAAACAGUUCUCAAAGCGACGUCAAAGAACUCCAGUGCUUUAGGGGCUCGAGCAGAGUUCUGGAAACUCCGAGGUUUGCGGGGAGCCAAACGGAUGCUGCGCAAAAGCCGGGAAGAUCUUUCAAGCCUCACCAAGCAGGGCCACUACCCGCCUUACGAGAAGGUUGUACUCAAGGAAGCCACUUUUAAGCGUCCUGUGGUGAUCCUGGGCCCAAUUGCUGACAUCGCCAUGCAGAAGCUGAGCACAGAGAUGCCAGAUGAAUUUCAGAUUGCAGAGAGUGUUACCCGAGAAGGAGGAACAUCCAAAGUGAUCAAACUGGACACUGUAUGGCAAGUUGCAAAGCAGGAUAAACAUGCAUUGUUAGAUAUCACACCAGCUGCUGUAGAACGUCUCAAUUACGUGCAGUAUUUCCCCAUUGUGGUCUUCUGUGAGCCGGAGAGCCGGCAAGGAAUCAAGGCCAUGAGGCAGUGGCUAGCACCAGAUUCCAAGAAAAGCUCUCGGCGCCUCUAUGCACAGGCCGCUAAGAUGCAGAAGCAUUGCAGCCACCUCUUCACGGACACCAUCAGUCUCGCCGGAGGAUCCAACAACUGGUAUUACACCCUGAAGGAGAUCAUCCAAAUUCAGCAGGCCCGCCCUGUCUGGAUGACGGAAGAACAGGUGGAUGCUUCGGCUGAGGAGGAUCUAGACAUAUUGAACCAGACCUCGGCCAUCAGUAUGGGUGACCUGACUUGUGACAGCCGGGCCAACAGUGAUUAUGAGGAAACCGACGCAGAAGGAGAACCUUACACGGACCAGGAGCUAGACGAGCCCUAUCAAGAGGCAGCUCUGAGCCGUUCUUCAGAGCCAGCAGAACAACACCUGGAUCAGGAGCUGAAUGAACGUGUGGCAGCUGCUUUGGCCUACCCCGUUGACGUGCAUGAUAGUGAUCACCAACCCCAAGGACAGUGGCAGAGCAAUUAUGACACCAGGGAAUACGAACAUGAGGCGCUGAGGAAGAAGUUCACCCAUGCGCAGACUUAUGACUCUGAGUCAGACGAGGACUAUGGUUAUGACUGGGGACCUGCCACCGACCUGUGACCGCACCAAGGAGCCACGUGGCCUCCCGCAACAUUCUUGGAUGGCCCUGCAAAAGCUGUCCUCGUCAUUCCAAUUUUGCUGGAUCCCUUCCAAGGCCUUUGAUCGCCUAUAGAG